Osmia lignaria (orchard mason bee) is the source of this 3303-nucleotide messenger RNA. RefSeq lists its product as uncharacterized. The record is from RefSeq and is a predicted model, not a curated record. Gene Ontology annotation, cellular component: membrane. Lineage: Eukaryota; Metazoa; Arthropoda; Insecta; Hymenoptera; Megachilidae.
CAUUCGAACAGUUGUCGUGAUUGACAGUGCGCAAGUGUUACAAACCGUUGUUAUCGAGUAUCUUUUUAAAAACAUUACAUCACGCUGUGAAGGAAUACUACUUUAAUCCCGUUUCCGAAGGUGAUUUUAACAUUUUUUAUAGCUUUAUGAAUACAAGAUAAAGUUCACGCGUGGAAUCAGCUCGAAGUCAAAGAGGAAGGAUUUAUUUUUCUACCAGACGUAGCGGCUGUUUUCGAAGAAGAGGAAGAUCGAAGUCGGAGCAUCGAACGCGGAAACGAGCAUCGAGGGCUCGAAUAGAAGGACAAGAAGCGUUGGUUCUCGUGUACGAGGAUAUCGCGGUGGAAAGGGUAAUGGUGGUAUUGAUUGCAACGGAACUUGACCGCGCAAGCUCUCUGUCUGCCCUCAAUGAAAUGACGUGCUUACAUAUGGAACCACGACGGACGGGACGACGACGAUAAAAACCUGUGGAUACCACACCUGGCCGACACCUGCCAGUUGGAACGGUGAUGAUGACACCGACCCUUUGUACCUGUACAUGGCUGCUGCUACCCUGCUGCGUUCUCAUCAGCCUAUCCACCGGUGAAUUGGAUUUCUAUCGAGAUGAAGUCCCCGAAAGUCCGGAAAAUAUCGCGUUGAUGGAAUAUCGUGCCCGGAAACUGAUCGACCUGAUCGAGUCGCAAAAUCAUCAUCAGCAGCAUCCCCAUAGAGCUCCCAUCUUCUCCCCGUUGAUAGGGAACCCGUCUCACAAGAAGCAUCACCUGGACUCGCGUCGUCAGAAGGAAAGGGAUCUCCUGAACGUUUUAACCGACAAGGCGAUCUUGGCUGAGAUUCUCAGGAAGAAGAAGGCGAAAGAAUGGAAUCUCAGGCAAACGCGAUACAACGAGCCGAUCAACGAACUUCCCGAAGAAAGAGAGCAGUAUCUACCGAUCGACGAGUUGAAUCGGUUGGAGUAUCUCAAGUUUAAGCUGCCUUAUUUAUCCCGUAAAAUUAACGACGAUGAUGCCAACUAUCGGGACGAGGGUUACGAGUACGAGGAAAAUGGACCAAUCAAGGAAAUACCUUACGAGGAGAGGAAGUUUGACAGAGGGAUGAAAGAGGAACCGUUGCUGGGCUACCACGGAAGUUACAGUGGUUCGUUCGACGAACAGAUCGCGGCUAAUGAUAUGAACGUUCAGAAACCGCACACCACUGUUCCAGAAUUUACUUAUCAUUUCUACGAUUCGGAUUUGAACGAGAGACACCCGUUCGCGGUGAAACCGAACAACCCGAAAUACUAUCAGGACGGUCCUUUUUUCUUCGGUGAUAACGAUGAGUCGAGCAUGGAGGAACCCAGUAGAAACAAAACAAAAUGGGAGCAAGAAAGUAGUGAGAUUGAAAAAUCGCAAGCAAUACACGAAGAAAGUACGAGAAACGCUGAUUCAAAGUUUAAGGAUACGUCGAUGAUCACGUUGUCGGAGCUGGAACAACGGACAGGGUACAGUCCUUUGGUUGUGCCUGUGAAUCAUGACUUGAAUAACGAUAUAUACUUCAUUGCUAUCGUUGCUGGUUGUAGUGCGGCAGCAAUGUUUGCACUUGUACUGAUCGCUUUAACAUGGUGCAGAUUGAAACGAGGUGCUAAAGCAGCUGCUGACAUAGAGUACCCAGCUUAUGGCGUAACUGGUCCAAACAAAGAGAUAUCGCCUUCAGGAGACCAAAGACUAGCUCAGUCUGCUCAGAUGUACCACUUCCAACAUCAGAAACAACAAAUUAUCGCUAUGGAAAAUCGUGUUUCUGCAACCAGAGAUCCAGGCUCUAUUUCUGAAGCUGAGAGUGAGGAGGAAAACGAAGAAGGAGACUAUACCGUUUACGAAUGUCCAGGAUUGGCUUCUACUGGUGAAAUGGAAGUGAAGAAUCCAUUGUUCCACGACGAUCCAACCCCAGCAACACCAGCACAAACGAACAAAGAAGAGGACCACAUGUAGUUUCAGUAAAUCCUGAAUACAUUUCAUUUGAAUAUCUUUUUAUUUGGUGCUUAGCUCACUGUUAAUGUACCAUAUCGAAAACAUUUAUCUAUAUAUACAUAUAUAUAUAUAUUAAAUGUAUACAACUUUAAUACCUAUGUGACGCAGGAAGUCAAGAUAUAAAUGAUCAACUUAAGGGUCUGAUAUUUAGGGCUACAUUUGCGUUUUGUGCAAGAGAUUUAUCAGGCGAGACGAUGAACCUUCCUAUCUCGUUUCGAACUAUCGUGUUUGUUUGAGAACACAUAUUUUUUAGCUCCAUGAUGUACUAUAGUUUGUACUUUCAUAGCAAGUGCGGUUUAACCAUAUGAUUGACAAUUAUUUUUCUACACACCGUUACACUUGCAAAGAUAAGGGUACAGAUUGGAGAUCGUAUAUUACACUAUUAACAUUCAAUAUCAUUUCUUAUCUAAUUUUCAUUCUUUUUAAAUAUAUAGACAUAAUAUUUAUUUAUUAAAUUUCAGUAAUAUAUAUUUUGUGCUUUGAAUUCCAUCAGAUAAGAUAUUUUACUUCAGAGUAGGUGGGAGUUUGAAAGUUGACCAAGGAGAGCCUUUGUUUCUGGCAUAAUUUUUAGAAAAUUUACAAUAUCUGUUAUUAUUCUGUCUAGACGGUAUACUUAAAAUUGAAUCACAUAAUCCUAUAUAAAUCUACGUAAUAGAGAAAUGGAGGAAAGUAAACGAUUAAGAUAAUUUAAGAAAUUUAAUUAAGGCGAAAUUUUAUUGUAUACAGGUAAUAUUUUACCCUGAAUGUUGUUGCGUUUAGCUUAUUUUAACAGACGUUAGGAAACAAUGUGGAAUGAUUUCAGUUUUACGUACUACACUGUUAUUUCUAGCAUCAUUAUUGUGAUUUAUAUUAUCAUCCUAAAAAGAAGCGAAAACUCUGUACAUAUGUUACAAAGAAGCUGUUCCUUUUAAUAUUGGCUAUUUACACAGGCGAUAUAUAACAUAUACAUAUACAUACAUAUAAUUUAUUGGCUUGAAACGAUAAUAUGUAUUUUAUUUUUCUAUAACAGUUAUAACGCUGUUGAUCGAUAGAAACAGUUGUAAGAUAAAGAAGAGAGCCUAUCAUAGAAAUGAUUAUUUAUUUUGUCAAACUUGAAGAGCACAUUACACGUAAUUUAGCGUCGACUGUGUAAUUUACUCCGAAUAAGAGUUACUAUUUACAUAAAUCCUCGAAUAUCUGUGGAAUGCUAUAUAGAUACGCUAUAUAAUAAUAGCCAAAACGAGAAACAGUAAUUUUCCUGAAGAAUUUCGUCUGUGUUUAAUAAUCGAUCAUAGAUCGAAAAUUAAAGGAAAAAAUAGAAAAA